Molecule: messenger RNA, 8867 nt
Organism: Hypanus sabinus (Atlantic stingray)
Lineage: Eukaryota; Metazoa; Chordata; Chondrichthyes; Myliobatiformes; Dasyatidae
Gene: wdr95
Product: WD40 repeat domain 95
Exons: 30
Coding region: 67-3324 (1085 amino acids)
Molecular function (GO): calcium ion binding; protein binding
Source: RefSeq, a predicted model, not a curated record
GUGGUCCAUUCUCCAGCUAUAGUUGAGUUAUCAAAGAGAGAGAGAGAGAGAGAGAGAGAAGCGACCAUGCCACUGGGAAAGAAAGUGCGGCCAAGUUCUGCCGCAGGGAAGUUAGAGACGUACACCAUAACCAGCAUUUUCCACAAUGCAAGACCUGUCACUGUGAAGACUGCAACUUCCAGGAUUAGUUCGACACAAGUGCGUGCAAGAACAUCCAUUCCAGAAAGCAGAGUCCCGCUCGACCCUGCUGGCUGCCGUGCACAGCUGGAACAGUGUGAGCACCCAGAGUGGUUGGAGAGGGGACCUCUGAAACAGUAUCCUAGGCGGCACUCGGUAGGACUCAGCCAGAACGUAGCAACAAAUGAAAAUAUCCAAAGGUUUGGGGACACCAUAAAAAGCCUGAGAAAGGGCAAGAUUGAACAAAAGGUCUCCUUGACACAUCUGAAGAACAUCCAGGCUGCUUUUGAAGAAUCUGAAAGUGAUGGCAGAUCACUGUUGGAUGUAAAAGCAUUCAAGCGGAUAAUGAAGAAAUGUCUGGGAUACCAUGGCAUACAUGAUGACCAAAUAGAAGAACUUUUCAGGAAGAUUGAUUAUUCUGCAAAUGGUCAAAUUGGAUGGGAUGAAUUCUGCACGUACAUGCAACUGAAGUAUCAGGAGAUUGAGGAAUCCUACGUGCGAUCAAAACACAUCUCAUUCUCCCUUCCGGCAACUGUCAGGAUGCUUUCCCAUGCCCAGCAGAUCCUGCGUAUUUACUUCACACCUGAUGAGACGUUCAUCAUGAUGCAAGAAGGUGGAACCAUUUCCUUCUGGACGUCACAGCUAAAGCUGAAGCGUAGUCGGAGGCUCUUCGAGAAGUCUUUCAACCGGAAGCCAAAAUGGAUAACUGACUUCACCAUCAUGUAUCAAUACAACAAGAUCAUUCUAACUACUGGAGAUCGAGAAAUUCAGAUUUAUGAGCUCUCUACAUUUGAGCCAUAUUGCCAGAUCACUGGUUUGGAGGCAUGUCCAUUACAGCUUGACUACUGUUCUCCUGGUGCCGAUGACUGCAUGAUUCUCUAUGGAGAUGACCAGGGUUGUGUAAAUAUUCUACUUCUGUCAUCUGUAGCAGAGACUUUAAGAACAUGGAAGAAGUGUCCUAAAGUGGAUAAUUUUCCCAGUAUUAGCAUUGAAAAUUCACUACUCUCACCAAAUGUGACUUACAUUCGAUGGAAGGUGCAUGAAGACUGGGUAACACAGCUGAAAUACUAUGAUUCGAUGACAGCAGUCAUAACUGCUUCCCGCCAUGAAGCUACGGCCUUGGUAAUCGGCUGUACCACUGGUACCACAAACCUGGAAAAACAGAUGAAGGAAAUGAAGGAAUGCUGGAAAGAGGGGAAGACCACGAAGUACUACAGUCCUUGUGUUCCUCAGAAGAGGCUGGCAUGUGAUCAAUCAGUAUUCAGUGUUCAUAAAGGCGUAAAGACAUUUGACUUGUGUAAGGAUAAGAACCUGCUCGUGACAGGAGGAAUGGACAGGAUUGUGCGUAUGUGGAACCCUUACAUUCCUGGGAAACCCACUGGUUUGCUGAGGGGCCACUGUGCUCCAAUCUGCUUUCUUUGUAUUUCCACUGAUGACAAUAAACUCUUCUCCGUCUCCACCGACAGCACUGUGAAGAUUUGGGAUACUGAAGAUCAGUGUUGUCUGUACACAGCAAAUCAGAAAGCCACUAGAGUCACUGGCGAUAUAUCAACAUGCCUCUACGUUCCAGCGAUUAAAGCGCUUUGCAUCGCUGCAGAUGCCAUAGCUCUUCUGCACCCCAGGAUACAACCUCAGCCACAGCUACACCAUAUUAAGUCCCAUAAGGAACCAGUUCUGUGCUGCAUAUACUGCACUGAAUUUCGGCAGAUUAUUAGCUGUUCAGAGGAAUCGGUGAUCAAAGUCUGGGACCUUGACACAGGAAAACUUGUGUUUGAAUUCAGUGGAGCUCAUGGUGAUUCUGCCAUUUGCUGCAUGGCUUUUGAUGACAAUGGAAGGAGACUGAUUACAGGAGGAAGAGAUGGAUGUGUAAGGAUCUGGAAUCAUAACAAUGGCCACUGCUUAAAAAUACUGAAGAAAGAGGGCAGAUGUGAUGAAAUCUGUGACUGUAUCUAUGUGGAGAUGCACAAGAAUAAUUAUGUGCUUGCUGUUGGAUGGGAUAGAAGAAUAAAUAUAUACUGUGAUUCAUUUGAUGACCUUCAUCAUGUUCAGCCUCCUCAGUCAUACUGGCAAGAUGAUCUGAAAUGGGGACACAAGGAUGACAUUCUGUGCAUUGCCCAAUGCCCUCCGACACUUCUUGCCACCUCCAGCUAUGAUGGAGAAACAAUUGUUUGGAAUAUGAUCUCCGGUCACAUCUGUUGCCACCUCCAGAAUCCGACAAUCAAAGAGUGCAGAGACGGAGAAGCAGUAACAGAUAAAAGUGUAAAUAAAGUUAUAUUCUUGAAAACUCGAGCACUGAAGAUUGAUUCAGGAGCAUCCCUUGUUACCACUGGUUCCCAAGGUGCGCUUGUUUUCUGGAACCUGUUCAAUGGUGGAAUGCUCUAUGGUACUUUCACAGCUUCUAGAGUGAAGUCUCAGAUAAGUAGUCUUGGUGCAUCGACCAAUGACUCUUUACUUUACACCGCGGAUUAUGUUGGAUAUAUCUAUGUUUACAGUAUAAAGGAUUAUGCUGUUCAAGGACCAGAAACAGAUCCACCAAAAAUUCUUAACUACUGGAGAGCCCAUGUAAGCAGUAUUACUUGCAUGGAACUGAUAGAAGAACAAAAUUUGAUGGUGACUUCUGCUUUUGAGGGUACUGUACGACUGUGGAGCAUGGAUGGUGAAUUAAUUGGUACUUUUGGGCAGCCACAGCCAUGGGACAUUUAUGCUCCUGCAUCGUGGAUGCACCCAAUGGUUCCCUAUGAGAUUCUGGUGGAUCCACUCAGCUUGCCCAUUCACCCGCUGUUGGAAGAAGGGGCCUCUGUAACACAGCAUGUCAAUUUAAGCCAAAGUGAAGAAAAUAAACAGAUUAUGACAUUAAAGAAUCUUCAGCACAGUUCUUCAAAAGUGAUCAUUUCAGAUGAAGAUAUCAAAGAAAAAAUAAAGAAGAUGACAUCCCAGAACAAUCUUGGCAAAAGACUUCGGCAAGAAAGAUAUAAGAGUUUGAACAGGCCACUGAACCAUGGAGGCCCCUCUGCAUAUCAUACUCUAAAUUAUUUUGAAAUUAGUAGCCCAGGUCCUUGUGAAAAACCUAACCUGUCAACAGGAAGCACAGAUCCAUAUGAUAUUUGCUUUAAAGAGAGUACCGUUGACCUCCAAGCCUGUGCAUAAGCAUUUAUCUGGAAGACGUUUGAUUUCCCCUGAAUUUAAUUUAUGUUAUUUGAAGCUAAUAUUGUUGCAUUUUAAUUGUGUCUGUAUGACUGAGGGUGUGAUACAGACCAGAUCUCACUGCUAGUCGGUUGUCUCUUCAUCAUGUUCCCAAUUCUUCUUGACCCUGUCUCUUUUAAGUUAUUUUUUUAACCUCAACUCCUUUUUAUCUCCUUUUCUAUCUCAGAAUCAGGUUUAUUAUCACUGACAUUAUGCUGUGAAAUGUGCUGCUUUGCAGCAGCAAUGCAACACGUAAAAAUGAACUAUACUUUGCAAUAAGAAAUAUAAAGCAAAUAAAUAGUGCAAAAAAGAGUAAAGUAGUGAGGCAGCAUUCAUGGAUUCUUCUGAAAUCUGAUGGUGGAGGGUAGUCUCCUGCCUUUGCUGAAUAUGCCCAUUGCCACUAUGAUAGGUUAGUAGGCAGAGAGGAUGAUGUGGCCUUGUUAAUAACAAGUAAUAUUAAAUCAUUAGAAAGGAAUGACAUAGAAUCGUAAGGUGUUGAGUCUCUAUGGAUUGAGUUAAGAAAUGGAAAGGGUAAAAGGACCCUAAUGGCAGUGGUAUACAGGUCUCCAAACAGCAGCCGGGAUGUGGAUUACAAUUUACAGCAGGAGAUAGAAAAAGUGUGUCAGAAGGCCAAUGUCAUGAUAAUCAUUGUGGAUUUUAACAUGAAAAUGGAUUGGGAAAACCAGGCCAGUACUGGACCUCAAGAGAAAGAAUUUGUAAAAUGUCUAAAGGAUGGCUUUUUAGAACAACUUGUUGUUGAGCCCACUAGGGGAUCAGCUGUGCUGGAUUGGAUGUUGUGCAAUGAUCCGGAGGUGAUAAGAAAGCUUAAGUUUAAGGAACAUUUAGGAAUUAGUGAUGACAAUAUGAUCGAGUUCAUUUUGAAAUUUGAGAAGGAGAAACUAAAUUCCGAAGUGUUGGUAUUUCAGUGGAAUAAAGGAAAUUACAAUGACCUAAGAGGGGAACUGGCCAAGUUUGACUGGAAGGGGACAUUAGCAGGAAGGACAGCAGAGCAGCAAUGGAUGGAGUUUCUGCAAAAAAUGAGGGAAGUGCAAGACAGGCAUAUUGCCAAUAAGAAGAAAUUUUCAAAUGUAAGAAGGACACUACCAUUAACUGACAAGUGAAGUCAAAGUCAAAGUAAAAGCAAAACAGGGGUUGUACAAGGAAGCCUGAGCUAAUGAGAAGAUAAAGGAUUGGGAAGCUUUUAAAAACUUGAAGGAAAUUAAGAAGGUCAUCAGGAAGGAAAAGAUGAAAUAUGAAAGGAAGUUUGCGACUUAUAUCAAAGAAGAUACUAAAAGCUUUUUUAAGUAUGUAAUGGGUAAAAGAGAGUUGAGGGUAGAUAUAGGACCAAUAGAAAAUGGUGCUGGAGAUACUGUAAUGAGAGACACAGAGACGGCAGAGGAACCAAAUGCAUAUUUUGCAUCAGUUUUCACAGUUGAAGACACCUGCAGUAUACCAGACAUUCAAGAGUGUCAGGGAAGUGAAGUUUGUGCAGUGAAAAUUACAACCGAGAAGGUGCUCAGGAAGCUUAAUUGUCUGAGGGUGGAUAAAUCUCCUGGACCUGAUGGAAUGCACCCUUGGGUUCUGAAGGAAGUAGCUGGAGAGAUUGCAGAGGUAUUGACAAUGAUCUUUCAAGAAUCAAUAGAUUCUGGCAUUGUACCAGAUGUCUGGAAAACUGCAAAAGUUACUCCACUAUUUAAGAAGGGUGGGAGGCAGCAGAAAGGAAACUAUAGACCUGUUAGCCUGACAUCAGUGCUUGGGAAGCUGUUGGAAUUGAUUGUUAGGCAUGAGAUUAUGAAGUACCUGGAGGCACAAGACAAGUUAGGCCAAAGCCAGCAUGAUUUCCUGAAAGGAAAAUCCUGCCUGACUAACCUACUGCAAUUUUUUUUGAGGAAAUUACAAACAGGGUAAAUAAAGGAAAAGCAGUAGAUGUGGUUUACUUGGACUUUCAGAAGGCCUUUGACAAGGUGUUGCACAUGAGGCUGCUUAGCAAGAUAAGAGCUCAUGGAAUUACAGGGAAGUUACUAGUGUGGGUGGAGCAUUGGCUGAUUGGCAGAAAACAGAGAGUGGGAAUAAAGGGAUCCUAUUCUGGCUGGCUGCUGGUUACCAGUGGAGUUCCACAGGGGUUGGUGUUGGGACCGCUGCUUUUUACGAUGUUUGUCAAUGAAUUGGACUAUGGGAUUAAUGGAUUUGUGGCUAAAUUUGCCGAUGAUACAAAGAAAGGUGGAGGAGCGGGUAGUGUUGAGGAAACAGAGAGCCUGCAGAGAGACUUAGAUAGUUUAGGGUGAUGGGAAAAGAAGUGGCAAAUGAAAUACAAUGCUGGAAAGUAUAUGGUCAUGUACAUUUUGCAGAAGAAAUAAAUGGACAGACUACUGUUUAGAUGGGGAGAGAAUUCAAAAUGCAGAGAUGCAAAGGGACUUGGGAGUCCUUAAAGGUUAACCUCCAGGUUGAGUUGGUGGUGAAGAAGGCGAAUGCAAUGUUGGCAUUCAUUUCUAGAGAUACAGAACAUAAGAGUAGGGAUGUGAUGUUGAGGCUCUAUAAGGCACUUGGGGUAUUGUGUGCAGUUUUGGUCUCCUUAUUUCAGAAAGGAUAUACUGACAUCAGAGAGGGUUCAGAGAAGGUCCAUGAGAAUGAUUCCAGGAAUAAAAGGGUUACUAUAAGAGGAACAUCUGGCAGCUCUUGGGCUGUAUUCCCUGGAGUUCAGGGGAAUGAGGGAGAUCUCAUAGUAACAAUCCAUUUGUUAAAAGACCUGAACAGAUUAGAUAUGCAAAGUUAUUUCCCAUGGUAGGGACAAGAGGGCAUGACUUCGGGAUUAAAGGACGUCCAUUUAGAACAGAGAUGCAGAGAAAUUACUGUAGUUAGAGGGUGGUAAAUCUGUGGAAUCUGUUGCUAUGUGCGGCUCUGGGGGCCAAGUAAUUGGGUGCAUUUAAGGCAGAUAGAUAAGAUUUUUGAUUAGCCAGGGCAUCAAAGAGUAUGGGGAGAAGGCAGGUGAGUGGGGAUGACUGGAAGAAUUGGAUCGGACCAUGACUGAAUGAUGGAGCAGAUUCAAUGAGCCGAAUGGCCUAUUUCUGCUCCUGUAUCUUAUGGUCUCAUGAUUAUUUUGUUUUCCUUUGAACUUAUCAUUGGUAUAUUGAAUUGAAGUGCAACUUGUUAGCCACUUUAGCAUUUUUUUAAAUUCCCCACCUUUACCUUCAAUUCUAUCCUCUCCUAUUCAUGGAAGAGUCUCCAUUCUCCAUCUUUUAUUUGUCAAUCUCUAGAAUGUUUUCUGUUUUGCAUAUUCCAGAUCACUCAAGCUGAACUUCUUGUCACAGAAUCCAAUUUAAAUUGUCAACCAUCUAGGCCAUGUUUGCAUUAGCCUUCACUGGAUCUUUGCUCCAAAUAAUUUUUCGAGGUGAUGUAUCCCUCAGCCAUCAUGAUCGCAAUCAUCAAAAUAAUAUUGGUUAACAUUACACGGGAGUUUGCUGUUGGCAAAUAGGCAAACAUUCCCACUAUAGUACCUUCCUUUCAAAAAUUUUUCAUCAGUUGUCAAAUUCCUGGAGCGUCCUAAAUGUCAAGGGUACUAUAUAAAUACACAUUUUUCUCUUCACAGAUUUCUCAAUCCUCCCUGCGUUUGCAGCCUUCUUGAGCCUUUCUCAACUUUUUUUUAUCUUCCUUUUGUUUUCUUCACGUCUUUGCAUUCUGUUGCCAUCAUACUCAGUGGCUGAGUUUUCAACCAUUACGUUUCUAAACAUAGGCCAUCUCAUCCGUCAAACCUGCACCACCAUUCAACAAGGGCAUGGACUCAGUUCCACCUGCCUGGCCUUUCCUCAUAACCUUUAAUUCCCCUACUAUGCAAGAAUUUAUUUAACUGUGUCUUAAAUAUAUCUAAUAAGAUAACUGCUACCUCAUUAUUUUAUAUGUUGCUAUAUGAUCCCACCCCCCAUUCUUCUGAAUUCCAGUGAGUGUAAUCACCUUGACUCAAUUUCUCUUUGGGGGUUUAACCAUUCAUCUCUGAUGUCAACCUGGUGAACCUCUGCACUCCAAAGCCACUGUAUCUUUUCCCAAGUAAGGAGACCAAACCUGCAUAUAGUACUUCAGGUGCUACCUCACCAGCAAAACCUCCCUGCUCUUAAAUACAAUUUCUCUGGUAAUAAAGGCCAACAUUUCACUUGCCUUCUUGUAACAUGUUACAUCUGAUUCAUUUACAUGCACUCCCUAGUCCCUCAGUACAACACAAUCUGCAGACUCUCCACACCCUCUGCACAAUUUGCUUUUUCAUUCAAUUUGGUGUCAACUAUACGUGGUUCCCUUUUCCAAAUUGUCAGUGACUGCUGUGGCACUCCAUACACGACUGAUUGCCAACCAGUGUAAUAUCCAUUUGUUCCAACUCUCUGCCUUCUAUUGGUUCACCAUAAGACCAUACUAAUACAUUACUCUAACUCCCUGCAUCCUUGUCUUAUGGAUAACUCAAUUAGGUGGCACUUUAUUGAAUGUCUUACGGAAAUUCAAGUAUGCAACAUACUCUCAUCCCCACUCUAUUCGCUAUGCUCAUUAUAUCAUCAAAGUACUCGAUUAAGGUUGUCAGCUUCCCUUCCUGAAUCCUUGCUGUGUCUGCCUGAUGGAACCACUUAUAAACGGAUUAUCUCAUUAUUUCAUCCUUCAUGAUAGCUUAACACACUUUUCUGACCGCAGAUGUUAAGCCAUGAGCCCAUAGUUUCCUAACUUUUGCCUACCUCCUUUUUUAAACCGAGGUGUGCCAUUCACUGUCUUUCAAUCUGCUGGGACUUGCCCAGAGUAUUUUAAGAAAUGAUCAUGUGCUUUACUAUAAUUUUCACCAUUUCUUCAGAACCUUUGAAUACAUUCUCUCAGGAGCAGCAGACUUACCUACCUUUGCGAAGAGCCACCUUUUAACAAGUGAUUGUAUGGAGGUCCUAAUCUCACAUGUCAUUCUUAACAUCUCUUUGGCAUGUUAUACGUCUUCACAUGAAGACUGACAUAAAAUAUUCAUUCGAUGCUUUGACUAUUUCCAUAUCAUUCAGUAUUAAUUCUCCCUUUUCAUCUUCCAAGGGACCUGCGUUCACCUUUUUCUGCUUUAGAUGAUUAUAAACCCAUAUCUUUUUAUAAUUUUGUUCUAGUUUACUUUCAUAAUCUUUGUUUCUCUUAUUGCUGGGACAUUCUCAUUAGAAUUUAUUGUCUUUUCACCUUUCGUCUUUAAUAUUUUUUGUGUACUUUGUGUGUUUUAGAAUAUGUUUUCCUGUUUACUCAAUUUUGACAGUUGAGUUGCCAGAAACAUUGAUACCUUUAAACUUCUGAUGUUGCUAUUGAAAUAGUUUAGAGGCAAAACAGAUACAAUAUGGAAGAAGGGUUUUAGUAUACCUGCUAGUUAUUCUUCUAUCAAACAUUUAUAAUAGAUGUUAAUUGGUUAACUUUUACUGAUAGUCUAUUUUACCGUAUAGAUUUUCAUUUUACUGUAUAGUUUUUCACUUUUCCAAUAAUCAAGAAGCUAUAUAAAAACUUUUAAAUUUCUUAUA